Molecule: messenger RNA, 1184 nt
Organism: Harpegnathos saltator (Jerdon's jumping ant)
Lineage: Eukaryota; Metazoa; Arthropoda; Insecta; Hymenoptera; Formicidae
Product: palmitoyltransferase ZDHHC3
Exons: 7
Coding region: 239-1102 (287 amino acids)
Molecular function (GO): palmitoyltransferase activity
Source: RefSeq, a predicted model, not a curated record
AAUAAUAUUAAAUAACGCAUGAUAUUAAAAAGUUAAUUUUUAUACCGAUUACUGAUACUGUGUACAUAUGACUCUACAAUAUAAAAUAUUGUGACAAACCACGCCACUCAUUACAGAUGCAAAUCAUUGCACAGUAAUGAAUGUGAUUAUAGAAAUCAGUGAGUGGAGAAGUAGAGAUAUCAGUGGUACCUUAUAUUUUGUGAAAGAUACAGCAGUUUAAUGAAUAACAAUUUAAACAAUGGAUUAUGAUUAUACACCUUUUCAUAGAGAAACAGAUAUUCAUAAUAAAUGUUGUGGUGGAAAAUUAUGGUGUAUUAAAGAUAUAUGUGGAAUUAUAUGUGCAGUAUUAACAUGGUUGCUGAUAAUCUAUGCCGAAUUUGUAGUGAUGGCAGUCAUUCUUAUUCCUACAAUAAACACAAUAUAUUCCAGCUUGAAUAUGGCUAUUUUUCAAUUUCUAGCAUUCCUAGCUUUUGCAUCGCAUCUAAGAACUAUGUUUACGGAUCCGGGUGCAGUACCAAAAGGUAAUGCGACAAAAGAAAUGAUACAACAAAUGGGAUUUAGAGAAGGGCAAGUUAUUUUUAAGUGCCCAAAAUGUUGUUCUAUUAAACCAGACAGAGCACAUCAUUGUUCUGUUUGCCAAAGAUGUAUUAGGAAAAUGGAUCAUCAUUGCCCAUGGGUUAAUAAUUGUGUGGGUGAAAAUAAUCAAAAAUAUUUUGUACUUUUUACUUUUUAUAUAGCAGGCAUAUCGCUACAAUCUCUAUUUCUCUGCAUACAACAAUUUACUACAUGUGUUAGACAAGAAUGGAGAGAAUGUUCUACAUUCAAUCCACCAGCGACAGUGGUGCUGUUAUUGUUCUUAUCAUUUGAAGCACUUUUAUUUGCCAUUUUUACUGCUGUGAUGUUAGGCACACAACUGCAAGCUAUUUGGAAUGAUGAAACUGGUAUAGAACAACUUAAAAAAGAAGAAGCUAGAUGGGUUCGUAAUAGCAGAUGGAAAUCAAUUCAAGCAGUUUUUGGCAGAUUUUCAAUAGCUUGGUUUUCGCCGUUUACUUCACCUCCUAAUGCAAAAACGAAACAAGAAUCUUAUCUAUAUUCUGUCUAAAGUACAUUUAAAUAUGCGAGUAUGACUCAGUGAUCUAUGUAAAUAUAGUAAUUAAUGGUGAUACUAUGUGUGUGUAUAUAUA